Molecule: messenger RNA, 3759 nt
Organism: Helicoverpa zea (corn earworm)
Lineage: Eukaryota; Metazoa; Arthropoda; Insecta; Lepidoptera; Noctuidae
Exons: 6
Coding region: 156-1253 (365 amino acids)
Source: RefSeq, a predicted model, not a curated record
AAGAACUUGUUAUUAUUAUACGGGUGUACUUAACCUUUUAUUUUCAUGUUUCGCUAUAAUUUUAACUAAGAAACAACAAAAAUCAAAGGAAAACGCCAUUAAUGUGAGCUAAAUAACAUUAUUUUGGUGCAUACUGUGUGAAAAACCGGUAAAAGAUGUUCUGCGUCCAAGAAAAGGAACGCACAGACACCUUUGCAUCAGACAAGGAUCCGCUCAGCAUCACACAAACACCAACCGACUCAGACGACUCCGACGAACCAGCAGCCAAACGCAUAAAAUACUCCCCUCUAAACCUACAAGUUUACCAGAUACCUGCGUUCAACACACCGAAAUCCCUCUCCAUAUAUCCUACGAAUACGCUACCUAAUUUUGUUAACAACCCCUUAAAUUUAGCAAAUCCAUUAUCAUUUGCUACUAAACCACAAAAUGGAGAAAGUCUGGUAAAGAAUCUACAUCAUCGGUAUUCGUUACCAGCUAAACUGACUAUUACUCCGGUUGUGAACGGAGAAGUCGUGCGGUAUAAGAAGAAUGGAGAAGUGGCGAAGAAGCGAGGACCUCCUAAAGGUUAUAAGAGGAAACCGAAGGCUGAGAAGUUGGAGUUCUCGCAGAGUUUUAAUGGUGGUUUGCAGUCUUCUUUACAGACCCAGAACACCAUUCUAUCAAGCCUGCUAGCUGCCAACAACACAAGCAUCACCGGAGUCAGCAUACAGCCUGUCCAGCCACCGCCACCACAGCCGGAGAUCAAACUGCCUGAAGGCACGGAGCUGGUAGAAUUACUCCUGGACCCUGAAGACUGGUUUCCCACCGAGCCCUACAAGAUGGUGUUCAGCAGAAAAAAGAACCCCAAGUGGAAGAACUUCCCAUAUCAGUGCGAACAUUGCUUUAAAGGUUACCGCGUAGCAUCAACCCUUAUCACCCACGCAGCAGAACGUCACGGCUGCGUCCCCAAAGACUUCGCCAUCCCGUGUCCGUGCUGUCCCCACGUGUCCACCCGCCGCAAGCACCACAAGAAACAUCUGGAGACGCACGAGAGCCGCCGCCAUAGGAUAUUCUGUCUUUACUGUUUGCCCCCACAUGACCCUUCAGAACCAUUCGUGAAAGAACCGGUAAAGUACCCCUACGACAAAUUCCCCCAAUUCUGGUACGCCUCAGAAGAAUCAUUAAGACUUCAUAAAAAGCGAAAACACCCAUAUUCCGGGUUAUUCAAUGUCUCGUGGUUCAGUACAUGGCGAGAUGCAACCCCAAAUAGCUAAUAAAAAGGUAAAAUAGUAUUAUUUCUAAAACGACGCUGGCAACCCCACAGUAUUUUUUUUAUUUCUAAUUUAGUAGAUUUUUUUACGCUGGCAACUUUUUUUUUGGUCAUUUUUUUUUAACUAGGUUAGUGAUUUCUCUUGUGAUUUUGUUAGGUUUUAAUUUUACCUGAAUUUUGGAUGUUAAAUAAAUAAGUAUUUUUAAUGGUAGGUUCUAGGAUUUAGGAUGUGAUCGAUUGAAAUGUAAUUCCAAAUUUAGUGAUAUGGCAACCCAGUAAUGUUGGCAACAUUUUUUUCUUUUAGGUCUUAGUAUUUUUUGUAUUUUCUGACCAAUUUUUUAUAUCAACUGAUUAUUUUUUUUUCGUAACUUUUUGAAAUUGGAACUCUAUAUAUUUAAAUCUUUGUGUUCCAAAGACUUAGUUAUAAUUCAUCAACGAUUUUAAACUAUUUAUUUACUAUCACAAAUUAUGAGCUAGCAACAUUAUUUUUUUAUUAGUGUUGCCAGUUCAGAGAUUUCUAGCUAAUGCAACCUUUUUAAUUUCACAAGACUUAUUUUUUUUAAUGGCAACUUUGAACUUUUUUUACAUUAUUUUGGUUUUUUAGUGUUGCCAACACAAGGCCAGUAAUUUUAAAACAAGCAUAAUAAAACAGUAGUAUUAUUUUGUAUAAGAAUGUAUUUUAUCCGUGUAACCUAUUAUACUUAUGCAUUUAUCGUAUUUUUAGGCAGCUGAUAGUUUUUAAAAAAUAUAUUAGGGCGGAUGUGCCAAUUUUGGACCCUACCAAGACUUUUUAAUUAAUUUGAAAUUCGACAUUUAACCGACUUCUAAAAAAGUCAGUUUAUCAAUUGGUACGUUCACCCUAUCGAAUAAUAUUAGUGCCUUCUAAGAAUGGCUACUGUAAUAUUUUAGUUUAAAAUUGUCAGCAGUGUACGCAGCUAUAAAAAUAAUAUCUAAUAUUUUACUGUCACAAAGUCAUGCAGAAAAAAGUUGAAGAAAUGUAGUUGGGGACUUUCUUAUGGAACUUACAUACAAGAUACUCGCGAUAAUCAUAACUAUUUUUGACAAUCGGGUAGGCUUUUAAAUAAAAAAUUAUCAAACAUGUUACAUACUAGCUAGUGGUUUGUUCCUAGUGGUAACUAUUCCGCGCACCCGGAUAAAAACUCGCCUAUAACCUUUCUCGAUAAAUGGGCUAUGUAACACUGAAAGAAUUGUUCUGUGCUACUGAGAUUAGUACGUUCAAACAAGCAGUUCAGUUUGAUAAUAUUAAAGUACAGUUUGACAGUUUUUGAAGUCCGGCUAAGCAGAACACGGCCUCCUAGGCUGAACUACGAUAUGCCAUACAAAAAAAACUGACAGUUUUUAGUGCAGUUGAUAGUACAAACAGCGAUAUUUUUACUUGAAAACUGACAGCUGUCAACUGCACAAAACAUGUGUAGGAUUCAGUUGCGCAGACAUACGUAUGUCUGCGCAAAUGCUCGUGCACUAUAAUAUGUCCUGCGCAGCUGGCUGAUCUCCUUAUAUGAGAACAGCCGCCGUAGCCGAUAAUAAACGGCUAGGAGGACAUCAUCAUCAUAUUUGUAGCUGCGUAGACUUCUGCCAAUGGGGUCUUACACCCCGUCCGCCUGUCCACCAUAGUAUAAGUGAUAGCUAUUGUAAGCGUAGCGCAUAUUUUUGUAGUGAACACCACGAAUUGUACAACAACAAAACUAUUAGUAUUUUUCUAGCUAACGCGUUUUGUGUAAUGGAAUGCGGGAUUUUUUUGAAAAAAAAAAAAAAACAAAACAUCUUUUUGAAAAAAUUGGUAAAUAAAUAUCUUUUAAUUUUUAACCGACUUCUCAAAAAAGAGGAUCUCAAUUCCAAUGUUUCUGUGAAUUUUUAUAUCACAAAUAUUUGUAAUUAUUUGUUUUGAUAUAAUUCUACAAGAGGUCAAUUGGCAUUUUGACAAAUAUACAAACUUGAUUUAAAGCAUGUUUGAAUUGAUAUUUAUAAACCAUGUUAGGGUUAUUCCAAAUCAUCAUCAUCAUCAUCAUCUCAGCCGGACGUCCACUGCUGAACAUAGGCCUCCCCCUUAGAUCUCCUUUAUUCCAUAUAGGUUGGGGUAAUUUCAACUGGGUUGGGAUUAUUUCCACUAGGUUGCAGUAAUUUUAAACAUCUUGGGUUUAUACAAAUAUGUGCCAGUUUGGGACUUUCAACUACGUUGCAGUACUCUAAUCUCAAAACUGCGUUGUUGUAGUAAUUUUGGAAGUUCUUGUGGAAAUCUUUAAUUUGCAGUUUUAACCAGUGAGACAGAUAUUACACUAUUUUAAUUCAUCAUCUUUCCCCUGGCAUUAUAAUAAUUUAUUAUUUGGGAUCUAUACUUUCUACAUUAUUUUAAUGAAGGUUCAUUCCUGCCCUUAUCCCAAUUUUAGGGAUCUCUGCCUACUACAAUAUUUCAAUUAACUUAUUAUAAUAAUUACUAAAAGGCUUAUGUUUACCUGAUCACCAGAUAUAGUAACAAAUAGCAGACAAAA